AUGGACACAACCGGAUGGUCCCCAGCCUCGCCGCUUGAUCAGCCGGGCAAUCACAACCUAGAGGCCUUUGUGGGACAUGCACAGGAAGUAGGUCCCGAGGUGUCGCCAUACGCAAGUCCGACAUGCAAUGUCUACUUCGAGAGUGGCCAGCCCUUUCGGGUGCCUAGCAACCUUCUUUGUCAAGAACUUGAGAACAUACGUCUUCGAAGCCAUGGCGAAAUACGAUUGAAGCAUAUACCAGAUGAUGCAGGCCAUGUACUCAUCCACUUUCUCCAUACGGGAUCAUGGCAAACCUUGCGGGCCAAAGAUUCCAGCGACACACCGAAGAAUGCCAGUUAUCUUGGAACCAGUCUAUAUGUGUAUGCCGCUUCGCAGGCAUACAAGAUUCCACUGCUAGCCGAGCUUGCCAAAGAACACAUUUCCCUCUCCGCUGAGACUUUACCUGCCCUGGAGGUUCUUUCUCUAGCUUCAGAUGCUUGUCACUCUCUCGGAGAAGAUGACACAUGGUUCUCAGCAUUCAUUAAGCGACGUAUCCGUCACCUAUUCGAAGACUCAUCUUCGUUGAACAAAGCCGGUCUCUUAGGGUGUUUCGACAACGCAACAACAUACUCUAAGCUGUUAGUAAAGAGCUUGAUCGAAAUUUGCUGCGAUUACUCGAUUUCCGUCAAUCCAAGCGAGUCUCAACCGUCGCCUCGGAUUGGACCCACGGUCACGUCCAAGCCAGUUCCUGUUCCUUGGUCGGAGACAGCUGAGCCAGAAGUGGACCUGAGCGGUGAAUUGACCCUGGAAUCAGCCCUGGGAAACAGUCUGACAUCGACCUCGAAGAAAGACAAGAAAAAGAAGAAGAAGGCUAAGAAGUUGGACGAGACCCUUGCUGAGUCUGACAUGGCGAGUCCCAGAGAUGCUGCAGAGUACGUGACCAACGGCCGGCAUUGA
Colletotrichum paranaense is the source of this 936-nucleotide messenger RNA. RefSeq lists its product as uncharacterized. The record is from RefSeq and is a predicted model, not a curated record. The transcript is spliced from 2 exons. Lineage: Eukaryota; Fungi; Ascomycota; Sordariomycetes; Glomerellales; Glomerellaceae. The coding region runs from base 1 to 936 and encodes 311 amino acids.